Messenger RNA from Momordica charantia (bitter melon), 1097 nucleotides. RefSeq names its product Integrase-type DNA-binding superfamily protein. Gene Ontology annotation, biological process: ethylene-activated signaling pathway; regulation of DNA-templated transcription. Lineage: Eukaryota; Viridiplantae; Streptophyta; Magnoliopsida; Cucurbitales; Cucurbitaceae. Gene Ontology annotation, molecular function: DNA-binding transcription factor activity; DNA binding. The record is from RefSeq and is a predicted model, not a curated record.
AUGAAACUUUUAUUUAACCAAUUUGUUGAUGGGUGUUGUGUUGUUAUCGAGUUUCGUUUGGUGUUCUUCCACCGGAGCAUCGAGGCGGCUGAUUUACAGGAUCAAUCUGAAGCAAUCUUAGAGAAUGUUUGGGCGAACUUUAUUGGUGAAAAUGGAUUGGAUGGACAUGGUGGAACAAAAAGUGCUUCAGGAUUAAACAAAUCUUGGACAGAGCUACCGAGUCUUUGUGGCAGAGAUGGAUCCAUGGAGGUUCUUGAGAGGCUACCAAGCCUUGGAAGAUGGGUGUCCAUGGGAGCUGAGGCAUGGGAGGAGCUUCUUGAUGGGAUUGUCCCUAAAAGCACUACAGAGCAAUCUUUCCAUGAGAAUUUGGAGAACAACCCCACCAAUCAUUCAGGUUUUGGUGUCGACAGAAGGCGAUCAGAGAAGGUUGUGGCAACGAGACACUACCGUGGUGUGAGGAGACGACCGUGGGGGAAAUAUGCAGCAGAGAUUCGAGACUCGUCAAGAAAUGGUGCUCGGGUGUGGCUCGGGACUUUCCAUACAGCUGAGGAAGCUGCAUUGGCUUAUGACAAAGCAGCGCUGAGAAUUAGAGGUCCAAAGGCACAUCUCAAUUUCCCUGUUGAGACUGUUGCUGAGGCUAUGGGAAUGCGUUUGUCAACAAACUAUGAUCAUUUGGAUAACAAUCUCACGCCUUCUUUUCAAGGGUAUGACUCUGCUUACUCAACCCUUGGCAGCCAUGGAAGUUCGUCGAUCACGGGCAAGCGAUCGACAAGAGAAUGGGAAGAGGAAGACGGUUUCAAUUUCGACAUCAUGGAAUUCGAACAGCCAUCAAUGAAGAGAAAGGCGAGCACGAACAAGAACAACAUGUUCUACAACGAUUUCGACGUCUUCGAGUUCCAAGACUUGGGGAGUGAGUACUUGGAAAAUUUGCUGUCUUCUUUAUGAUAUCAUCUUCUUCAAAAACUCCUCCAUUUGGAUCGGUAACGGCAAGGUUUUUGUCACUCAGUAGACAGAAAUAUGUUUCAAUUUGUAGCCCUUUAUUGUUUAUGAUCAGCACCAUCAUUAAUUUCUAAUCUACCAUAUAACGAUUUGAUUCA